Molecule: messenger RNA, 1955 nt
Organism: Cottoperca gobio
Lineage: Eukaryota; Metazoa; Chordata; Actinopteri; Perciformes; Bovichtidae
Gene: ccl20a.3
Product: chemokine (C-C motif) ligand 20a, duplicate 3
Exons: 4
Coding region: 1250-1558 (102 amino acids)
Biological process (GO): immune response
Cellular component (GO): extracellular region
Molecular function (GO): chemokine activity
Source: RefSeq, a predicted model, not a curated record
GCCAUGGCUUCAUGGGACAAAUAGAACAGAACAAGUAUUCAUGUUAUUAGUCACACAUACUCAAGCAACUCUUUAAUAUGAGCAAAGGGGUUGCAAAGGAAUUUUCCAACAUUUUAAACAUUUGCCGUUAUUUCACAUCCUGUAUGUGUAUUUCUGUAUUUAUUUCUCAGCUCUUCUCACUGGUUUGGAGUGGGCUGUGAAUAGAGACAUAUCGAAUGUUUGCAGUUAAGCUGUCUGCCUGUGUCGGUGUCAUUUGAUAUCUUGUUCUCACAGAAACCAGGUUUUCUAAAAUGUUCUUUUCAUUAAUGGAAAGAGUCACAUUUUUAAGUCCAUUUUAAAGCAAUACUCCCCCAUGUAGUUCAAACAUGGUGUGGUGUUGGUGGAAAGUUUACGAUGCACAAUUAGACUCACAUUGUGUUUCAUGACCUAUUUUAGUGCUUCUUGUGCACUUUUUCCUUAGAUGCAUGGUUCUUGAGUACAUAGUAAGAUUUCCUGUGACCUAGAAAAUAACCCCCCAUCCAGCCGCAAUGCAACCUACUUAUAGCGGCCGACAACUAAGUGGGGCACAGUGAGGUCUUCAGUGAAACAUCAUCUCUUCAUCCUCUCUAAAUUCUAAAAGUGUAAUCAUUUGUUUUGAUCAAAUAUAUUCUGCCCUUAACAGAAUCAGAUGCACGGUUAGAGUCACUAAGAAAGGAGCCACACCUAUGUAACGUCCCAUGUUGCACUGGCUUUACAGGACUCUUUGUUGUAUCAAGGUGUGUUAGAACCCUAAUUUGUGUCUAGUGAACUGGUUUGAAAUUACACGUUGACUUCUUUUUAUAAUUCAAAUAUUUAUAUUAUAUUCAUACACUUGCCAAGUGGUACAAUGAGUUUUGUGAUUGUGCUAAACCAUAAAUCUGAAACUUUAUUUCAUUUAUACUGGUUUUAUUUCCUCCUCUACUGCUUGAGCAAAUGUUUGGCAAGAUAACAUUUCUACUUCUGUCUAGCAAUUAACAUGCACACACACAAAUAAUCAGCAUGCGUGCGUGCGUGCUUGCUUGUGUGCGUGUGUGUGUGAUAUUCCCCUCCACAUCUUCACUUUCCCCUUUCUGUGGUGAUGUGAUACUUGAUGUGGGCAGAUCUCAUCUCAAAGUUUCCCGUCCUCUGAGGAAUAUAAAAGCUGUGAUCAACAGCUCAGUCAUCACACCCUCACUGACUCCACCUGAGGACAGAUUAGCUCAGAGUCACUGCUGCCAACACAGAAAAAGACAUGGUGUCAUUCCAAGCUACAGUGAUGGUGAUCACGCUCCUCACCGUUUCUCUGCUGGCCACAAACGCAUCUCCAGUGUAUCAUGGAUGUUGUCGACAUUACAUGACAGGCAGAAUACCGUUUUCUAAAAUCAAGGGGUACUCGGUCCAGACCGUCAAAGAGAUGUGUCCCAUCAAUGCCAUCAUAUUCCACACAAACAAGGGUAAAUCAUGCACCAACCCUGCUUUGAACUGGGUGAUGGAGUAUGUCGACCGCUUAAGGAAUAGAGCACAAAAGGUUCACAUGAAGACUUCACAAGCUGCUUCUUGAAGAGAGACGGUGGAGCCCAAACUGUUUUGCUGCCGGUUAUCCAGUAACCCAUGAUGUUUCAUAGUUCAGUAGUUCAGUAAUCCUGCUUGUUGCUGCAGUUUAACAAAACUGCUGAUAAUUCAAAUUCAAAUUAAGUAAUUAUGCAACACAGGUUUCAGCUCAGUUGUAAGAGCAUUGUAUAAUAUUAUUUUAUACUUUUCUAUAAAAAUGUAUUUUGACAUGUUGUAAUAUAAUCAUUAAAGUUUUGUUUAAAAAAAGAAGAAUACAUUGUUACAGGUCUCUUAAUGAAAACACUCCUCCAUGAAACUUACACUAUACAGAACAGAGAUCACUACACGUGAACACUUCCCCCACAGCAUACCAGCGUUUAUCUUAACUUCCUUGUUCAUUCAGUCGC